This is a messenger RNA of Eleginops maclovinus (Patagonian blennie), 883 nucleotides long. It is a transcript of the gene nudt17, whose product is annotated as nudix (nucleoside diphosphate linked moiety X)-type motif 17. The record is from RefSeq and is a predicted model, not a curated record. Gene Ontology annotation, molecular function: NADH pyrophosphatase activity. Gene Ontology annotation, cellular component: peroxisome; cytosol. Gene Ontology annotation, biological process: NADP+ catabolic process; NAD+ catabolic process. The transcript is spliced from 5 exons. Lineage: Eukaryota; Metazoa; Chordata; Actinopteri; Perciformes; Eleginopidae. The annotation marks the transcript as partial.
UAUUUCCUGGUUUAUUUUGUUAUAGGAGGCCAUCUCGAUCCGGAUGAGACGCUGCUGGAUGCCGGUCUCAGGGAGUUACGGGAGGAAACGGGGCUGAAGCUGGAGCCGGAGGAAGGUUCUCCAAACAUCCUGGGACUCUGGGAGUCGGUGUUUCCCGCCCUGCUGUCCAGAGGUCUUCCUCAGAGACAUCACAUCGUGGUCUUCCUGCUGCUGCACUCGCCCCUCUCUCACCUGGAGCUGCAGGCGUCUCUGAGUCCGUCUCCGGCGGAGGUCAGUGCCUGUCUGUGGGCCGACCGCCGGCUGAUCAGCGCCAUGGUUUCCCACCAGGACGGAGAGAAUCCAGCUCCCGUCCUGCAGCGCAGCGUCAGUGUGUCUCAGGUCUCUGCAGAUGGCGCUCUGAGUGACUCCUCGCUGCCUCUGGAGGUUUUCCUCAGCCGGGCGCCGGUCAGCGGCCCGGACGUGGAGCGGGUCAGCACGGGGACCAUGUUCGCCCUGAAGUUGUGGCUCAGGAGCCUGGAGACUUCUGACCCCUGACUUCUCGUCCUGCAGAAGUGGGCGUGCUCAAAUCUCAGCGGGGAUGCAAACAGACCGCCCAUCGAGAGUCCAUAACUUAUCCCCAAACCACAGACUGUCCUUGCCACGGCGAACAGGCGCUGCAUUGUUCUUGUUUGUAUGACGUUGUGAGUGCAGCGUGAGUAAUCCAGCCCUAAAUGCUCUCCUUGGUUGAGACGCGUGAUGACGCCCCUCCUGUGACCCAUAGUUACCCUGAUGGUGUUUUCAGAGCCAGUGAGCGACGGACGGUAAAAUAGUUGUUGGCAUUGAUUAAUUUUCCCAGUCCUAAAAAACACCUUUUAUUUUUCAAUAAAAAAACACUUCAAAUGAA